Messenger RNA from Rhagoletis pomonella (apple maggot), 1499 nucleotides. RefSeq names its product fringe glycosyltransferase-like. The transcript has 4 exons. The record is from RefSeq and is a predicted model, not a curated record. NCBI's taxonomy places the organism in Eukaryota, Metazoa, Arthropoda, Insecta, Diptera, Tephritidae. Bases 519 to 1499 code for a protein of 326 amino acids. Gene Ontology annotation, cellular component: membrane. Gene Ontology annotation, molecular function: glycosyltransferase activity.
GAGUUUUCGUUAUUCAAUUUAAUGUUUACUAAUUGAAGUUGCUGAAGUGACGACAUAAAGAGUAUACUAAUGAGGAAGUUCUAUGAAUUGCAUUUGUCAAUUUUACCAAUAAAAAGAAAACUUUUGCGUUGCGCGAAAAAUUAGUGAAUUUCGAAAACAAAACUAGUGGGGCAAAGCGCAAAUGCGUCAAUUGUGUGCAAACUUGUGGCGAUUUUCCUUUCAAUUAACUCGCAUUGAAAUUUAUGUAAGUGUAUUGUGAGCGCAAAAAAGCAAACAAACGGCGAUAAAUUGUGAAAAAAGCUAAAAAAAAUAAAAUACUACAUACCUAUUGCGUUCAUUGCUUACAAUUAAUUUUACAGAAAAAAAAGUGUUCGUAAAUAAUCAACAAAUCCACUCAUGAAGCUAUUACAACGACGCUUCAUUGUGUCAGAAAAGUGUAUCGAUUUUGCCACAACAGCAACAACAAUAACAACAAAAAUCAGUAAUAUUGCCAUACACCAACGCUUCGGGCUAAAAUAAUGAGUAUAUUCCUGUUGUCAUUGCCGCACCGUUACAAGCGUCUACUGCAAGCAAUGACACUCGCCGUGGCAAUAAUUUACACCACAUUGGUGCUAUAUCAGAGCGCCUACGGAUAUCCUGAUCUGCAGCAACUGCCAACGCAGAAACACUACAUACUCGACACACAACCUGCUCCUGCUCCGGCGCCUGCGCCUGCGCCUGCGCCCGCGCCCGCGUUGUUAACGCUCUCCUCCACCAGCUUGCCGGCUGCAGCUGGAGCACAGCAACAGCCAAUACACAUCCCAAAGCUGCGCAAGUCAACUAGCUUACAACAACAAGAUCUUACUUCAUACGAGGAACAAAAACAACAUGCGCAUAAACAACAACGAAAACAUACAAAUUUGAAGAGUCAACAGACAGCAGCAACAGCGCAUGCAAAACUACCAUCACCAUCUGCAUCACAUCAAACGGUAAAUGCGCGGGCGGCAGUAGCACCUGCACCACCCCCACUGCUGCCAUCAUCAGCCACAAUCGCAGCCGCACAUAUACACACACAUACACAAACAACUUAUAUCAUACGCAAGGAUAUAGCAAGUUUUAAUUUCUCCCACAUUGAGGUGAAUGAGGAGGAUGCAACAGCGGCGGCACGGCUGGACGAUUUGGCGCGGCGCAGCCGAAAUGGUGAACUGUUGCACGAUUUGUGGCAGCGUGCCGUUACAGCGACGCCACAACCGCCGAUCACUGAACUCGAUGACAUUUUCAUUAGCGUCAAGACAACGAAAAAUUAUCACGACACACGUUUGGCUUUGAUCAUCAAGACGUGGUUCCAGUUGGCGCGCGAUCAGACGUGGUUCUUUACUGACACCGAAGAUCCAUACUAUCAGGAGAAGACAAAGGGACAUCUCAUUAAUACGAACUGCUCGCAGGGGCACUUUCAGGAGGCUUUGUGUUGCAAAAUGUCCGCCGAAUUGGAUGUCUUCCUGGCCAGCGGCAAGAAGUAA